AUGGAGACGACAGUGUCUCGCCAUCAGUUUUUCUACCGUGUUCAAAACCAGCUGCCACCACGCACGACAGGGGUCAUAUUUGGCAGCAUUACUCAGGAGCACUUGGAUGAUAGGUUGCUCAGCUGCGUCAAGUAUUUUGUCAACUGCAGUUUUUACAAAUUUGGAUUGGAGAUGUGUCUCGUUGCUGCCAUUAAUGUUAUACGGCACUGUAUGGAUUUCUACGCACUGCUCCAUGUAUGUUGGGUAAUCCAUCUGCUGUGGCGCCAGAGAAGAAAAGCAGUGGCUGAAGUCUGGCCAAGAUACUGCUGUUUCCUUGCCACUGUGAUGGUUUUCCAGUACUUGCUGUGUCUUGGCCUCCCUCUUGCUUUCUGCAAAGGAUUGUGCAAUUAUCCGUGGAGGACCUCUCACUGGUCAAUCCAUUCCAAUCUGAUUAAAUGGCUCUAUCUGCCAGAUUUUGAGAAGAGAUCUGAUGCUAGCUUUCUCCUGUACGACUUCCUACUUCUGCUUUCUGCCUCCCUCCAGUGGCAAGUAUUUGAGGACGAGAACAAAGCCUGUGCGAGAAUGCAGGCAGGAGAUAACGUGGAGAUCAGUCAUGAUUUAGAUCCAGCUGCCCUCAGCCAGUACAGUCUUGUGCCAAACUUUAUACCUUGCAGGUCCUAUCUAGAUAUGGUUAAAAUGGUUGUGUUUGACUCUCACUUCUGGUUUGUGCUCUGCCUGAUUUUCACUGGGACAACUCAAAUCAACAUCUUUUGUCUGGGCUAUCCAAUAGCUUGUUUCUACUUCACGCUUUUUGGAAGCGGUCUUCUACUCGAGCCAGUCAAGAAUAUUCUUAGGCUGUGGAAUUAUUUGAUUGCAUACACUAUCUUAGUAAUAGCGAUGAAGAGUCUCCUGGCUAUCGGAGCAUGUGCCUACCUCAACAAACUUCUGAGAAAUCACUGUGGGCUAACACAGACCUUCGGCAUGUUCUGCGCUGUACCAGGGUAUGACUUUGUUCCUGAGGAAGAGAAAUGUGAACUGCCUGAAAAUGAAGCAGGAAUAAUCUGGGAUGCAAUAUGCUUCACUUCCCUGCUAGUCCAGUGAAGGACCUUCACAAGCAACUAUCACCUCUGUGUGGUAGCAGAUCUGAAGGUCACCAAGAACUUAGCUUCCAGGAUGUUUCAUGACAGUGAACUGGAAGAGUCAGAGAAGUUUUACCAGUCUGUCUCAUCCUUAAAGCUAGGCUUUGCUUUGUACAAUGCUGUGGUGUCCAAGUCAGAAAUGCUUUGCUAUUUUGUAAUCAUUCUGAAUCACAUGGUCUCGGCUUCAAUCCUCAUUUUGGUUCUGCCCAUUCUUAUUUUUCCCUGGGCCAUGUUAUCUGUUCCAAGGCCUACAAAAUUCUUCUGGAUAACAGCGACUAUUUAUACACAGCUAUUAGUUGUCAAAUAUUUUUCGCAGUUUGGAUUCUUUCCAUGGACAACUAAAUUGUUUUGUGCCAUCAACGCAGAAGAACCAUUCGUUCUGCCAAAUAUUGUUGGGACUGGGAAGAAGCCUGGCUAUGUGCACUUUGAUCUCAUCCAGCUGCUUGCUUUGUUCUUUCACAGGUCAGUCCUGAAGUGUCAUGAACUGUGGGAUUUUGAAUGUGUUGAUAUUCUGAAUUCCAAGAAGAAAAGACCAACUAGAUGGCAAAAGAAAAAGGAGUGCGGAGAUAAGCUUCACGAGAAGGAAGUAAGGAAGAGAUGGAAUCCUUUUGGAAAAAAUCCCAUCAGUAAGAAGAAACUUCUCAAGCAUAAGAUGAAACAACUGAUCCUCAAGACAAAAAUGCUCGUGGUUAAAACGGCCCUUCAAGUCUACUGGCCCAUCUGGCAGUUCUGCUAUGAUAUCAUUCAUCCAGAGUACAGCCACGUUGUGAUGUUUUUGGUUGAUGUGAUCAAUUUUAUUAUCAUUAUCUUUGGAUACUGGGCUUUUGGGAAACGUUCAGCAGCUGCUGACAUCACCAGAUGGCUUUCAGAAGACCAGGUCCCGGUAGCCUUCUUGCUGAUGCUCCUGUUUCAGUUUGGCACAAUGAUGGUGGACUGGGCUAUAUACUUAAGGAGGACCAUGUUCGAGAAGUGUGUAGUCCAGAUGGUCCUCCUUUUUGGUGUUCACUUUUGGAUGUUUUUCAUCUUACCAGGCAUUACUGAAAGGAUGUUUAACAGAAACCAUGUGGCUCAGCUUUGGUACUUGGUCAAAUGCAUUUAUUUUGGUUUGUCAGCCUAUCAGAUCAAAUGUGGCUAUCCAAAGGGCAUCCUAGGCGACUUUCUGACAAAGAGCUACAAUUGCAUCAACCUCUUCUUAUUUCAAGGGUUUCGCCUGAUGCGUUUCCUCACAGAGCUCUGGACUGUCAGGGACCGGGUCUGGACAGGCACAGUCCUCAGCUGUUCUAGUUGGAUCUGUGUCGAGGAUUUAUAUGCAAACAUUUGCAUUAUGAAAUGCUGGAGAGAAUCUGAGAAGAAAUAUCCUCAGCCUUCAGGGCAGAAGAAGAAAAUGAUUGUGAAGUAUGGAAUAGGGGGCUGCAUUACCUUCAUAUUGAUGUGCAUUGUGUGGUUUCCUCUGCUUUUCAUGUCACUGCUUCAGGCAGUGGCAGGGGUGACCGGCCAGCCCUCGGAUGUCUCAGCCCGACUUCCGAUUAAUGGUUAUGCGGAGAAUGCCUCUCUGGUGAAGAACGCGGAAGCAUCUGGCAAGCACAUGGUGCGGCAGUACAAGAAGAAGGAAAUACAAGAGCAAGUUGUUCAAAUGCUGAACGGGACCAGGACAGAGCCAAUAUCUCCUGAAACUAUGAUCAAGCGGACCAGGGACUUGGAACCACAAUAG
This is a messenger RNA of Struthio camelus australis, 2829 nucleotides long. Lineage: Eukaryota; Metazoa; Chordata; Aves; Struthioniformes; Struthionidae. The record is from RefSeq and is a predicted model, not a curated record.